Messenger RNA from Botrytis fragariae, 1192 nucleotides. RefSeq names its product putative pq loop repeat protein. The coding region runs from base 113 to 1192 and encodes 359 amino acids. Lineage: Eukaryota; Fungi; Ascomycota; Leotiomycetes; Helotiales; Sclerotiniaceae. The transcript is spliced from 4 exons. The record is from RefSeq and is a predicted model, not a curated record. Gene Ontology annotation, cellular component: fungal-type vacuole membrane. Gene Ontology annotation, biological process: basic amino acid transmembrane export from vacuole.
AAAUUUGGAGAGGGAGAGAUUUUUUUUUCCGACAGGCUGUCAAUUUUGAGUUGUUCAUAUUUGAUAUAUUUACGAUUCUUUUGAGAUUGGAUCUAUACGAAACGAUAUCAAGAUGGUUCCUCCGACUCAGAAUUUGAAUUUAGAUAUUACUGCUAUCUCGGGGAUAUGUGGUUCGAUAUCGAUUGCUUGUUGGAUAGUGGUUUUUAGUCCUCAGAUUAUUGAGAAUUGGAGACGAGGUUCGGCUGAUGGAUUGUCUCUACAAUUCAUUAUUAUAUGGCUUGCCGGUGAUGUUUUCAAUAUCUGGGGUGCUGUGCUCCAAGGUGUUCUUCCAACAAUGAUUAUCCUCGCCGUCUACUACACCAUAGCAGACAUAGUUCUUCUAGGUCAAUGUUUCUACUAUAAGGGCUUCACCUGGCGUGACGAAGUUAAGCCACCACCACCAUCCCCACCCAAGCCCACCUACGCAGCAAUAGCAGCUAGCACACCCAGCGAAACUACCGCUCUCCUCAAUGGCUUAGAGAGAAGACACAGCGGUACCUCUGUCUCAGCUCAACAUCUCUCUCCCGUUGUUCCGCUUCUCGACCCUUCUUCUAACGAUACGCCCACCACCACCAAGAAAGCCAAAACUUCCCCAAUGCAGACUUUCCUCUUCAAUUUCUUUAGCAUCAUUCUUGUCUGCAUUGCCGGUGUUCUCGGCUGGUGGAUCUCCAACUCCUCUACCGCACAAUCCCACAAAACACACGAUAAACACUCAUCCACUCACACCAGUCCAACCUUUUCCCCUUUGGGGCAAACCUUCGGCUACCUUUGCGCCAUCCUCUAUCUCAGUUCUCGAGUCCCUCAACUUCUCCUUAACCAUCGUCGUAAAUCUACUCAGGGAAUCUCAAUGCUUUUCUUCUUAUUCGCUUGUAUUGGAAAUCUGACCUACGUCCUUUCCAUCUUCGCUUACGAAGCCCCCUGUCUGACAGCUUCAAGACAUGGACACUCAAAGUGCGAAAGUGGCGAAGCACGAUCCGAAUAUCUUCGCUAUAUUGCUGUAAAUGCGAGUUGGUUGGCAGGGAGCGCGGGUACGUUGUUAUUGGAUGCGGGAGUUUUCGUUCAAUUCUUUUUGUACGGAGAUGGAGAGGGAAAGAUGGUGGAAGAGGAAGCGGCUGUGCAAGGAAAUGGCGAGACGAAUGGUGUUGUGGCUUAA